Messenger RNA from Daldinia vernicosa, 1106 nucleotides. Its product is annotated as 60S ribosomal subunit assembly/export protein loc-1. Gene Ontology annotation, biological process: intracellular mRNA localization; ribosomal large subunit biogenesis. Lineage: Eukaryota; Fungi; Ascomycota; Sordariomycetes; Xylariales; Hypoxylaceae. Gene Ontology annotation, cellular component: nucleolus; preribosome, large subunit precursor. The transcript has 2 exons. Gene Ontology annotation, molecular function: mRNA binding. The record is from RefSeq and is a predicted model, not a curated record. The coding region runs from base 127 to 714 and encodes 195 amino acids.
GCUACCAGUGUGCUUAAUCUCUUAUCGUUGAUAAGAAGAAGGUACAUACAUUUUUUAUUUCUGCAAUCUGCAGGUCGCGCCAAAGUCUUCAAAGUUACAUCUCGUCGCAUCAAAACUUCUGUAAAAAUGGCGCCUUCGAGAACAAAAACAGUCAAAAACAAACAUGCCGCGAAUAAAUCCGGUAUAAGUUCUAGCAAGUCGUCAAAAGGAGGCCCGUCGGAUGGCAUCGUCAAGUCGAAACGGAAAGGUCCGGUGCUCUCGAAGCAAGUAAAAGGGAAAAACGUUCCUGGCCUACUGAAGAAAAAGAAGAGGGUCUACUCGGAGAAGGAAUUAGGUAUCCCAGAAUUGAAUAUGGUGACCCCGGUCGGAGUUACGAAGCCUAAAGGGAAGAAGAAGGGCAAAGUCUUCGUGGACGACAAGGAGAGUAUGAAUACGAUUCUAGCUAUGGUACAGGCCGACAAGGACGGAGAGAUCGAGUCCAAGAUGAUCAAGGCCCGACAGAUGGAAGAAAUCCGCGAAGCGAGAAGGAUCGAGGCGGAGAAGAAAGAGGAAGAGAAAAAGGCAAAGCUCGAUGAGACCAAGGAAUCGCUGAGGAGAAAGAGGAAGAGGACCAAGCAGUCCAAUGAGAACGACGACGAUGCUAGAAUCAAGGAAGUCGCAUCUGCUGGGACCAAGGCCACUAAACCCAAGAAGAAGAGGGUAUCGUUCGCCUAGGAGAUUUUGGACGGGCAUAUGAAUGACUGGACGGCGUUUUGGCGUUGAUUCGGGCUACCCCCGAAAAAAAUACGAGCAUUGAUCGAUAAGAUUAGCAUCAAAACAUUUUCGUGAUACCCCUAAGACGGAAUUAAUAUGACCAUUGCUAUGUGCAUGGGUCUAAUCAAGUUAUUCAAGUUAGUUUAUCGUACAACUAGAACAUGGCUCCAAUCCCAAUCAUAUUACUUCCUCGAACAUACGCCUUACACUCGGGAUGUGCCUUAGAAGGGUUAUGCGAACCGACGGCAUAACCUUUUACUACUGUUAAUAUGAUUGUCACAGUCCGUCAAACCCCCUGCUAUAUAGCACGCUUGAUCAAUAAAUGACUAGGUAGCGAUUUAAUUAAGCUGAAC